AUGGCGGAGUUUAUUGGUGUGAGGCUAGAAAUGAAGUGGGGUCGUAGGAAACGUACUACGAUUCAUUAUCCAGGAACCUGUAAUGUGCUCGCUUUAGUUUUAAUUCGAUUCUCGUUAAAUUUUAUUACGGUCAUUCCCCAAAGGAUAAUUGCCAAGGAUGUAAAAUAUCACGACGUUCUUUAUUUAUGUCUUGAGAUGGAAGUGUGA
This is a messenger RNA of Clunio marinus, 207 nucleotides long. The record is from the annotation of a GenBank genome assembly. Lineage: Eukaryota; Metazoa; Arthropoda; Insecta; Diptera; Chironomidae.